AUGACUCUCCUGCUAUAUUGUUGGUUAGCAGAUUCUUUAAUUGUUGCGAAUAUGGAGAGGACACAAAGGUUUUUGGUUUUAGGAUGUCUUGCAAUCGCGUUUUCAUUGUUCUUGCAUGUUGAUUCUGCUGCCAACACUUCUGACAGAUGGAUUCCAAAGAAAGGUGAACAGAUGUCAUCUUCUCCACUCAAACUGUAUAAACGGGGUGAUCGUGUGAUAUUGGACAAUGGCAUUGUUAAACUCACAUUAUUGUCUCCAAGCGGUUACAUCGCAGGAAUACAAUACAAAAAUACCGAGAAUGUACUAGAGAAUCGUUUUAAAGAAUCGAGUAGAGGGUAUUGGGACAUUGUGUGGAGUAGGCCACAUGAGAGCAAAAGUUAUUUCGACACGAUUCAAGGGACGAGUUUCAAAGUUAUAGAAGAAACGGAAGAUAUGAUAGAAGUUUCAUUCAAGACAACUUGGAAUUCUUCUCGUAGCUACUCUAUUCCCUUGAAUAUCGAUAAAAGGUAUAUAAUGUUGCGCGGUGUUUCUGGUUUCUAUUCUUAUGCAACAAUGGAACAUUUGAAGGGAUGGCCUGAUCUAAAUAUUGAUGAAGCAAGGAUUACUUUCAAGCUUCACCAAGACCUGUUCCAUUAUAUGGCUGUAUCAGACAACUUACAAACACCCAUGCCAACAGACUAUGAUCGUAUAGGAGGUCGAGUGCUCGACUAUAGAGAAGCCGUUUUGUUGACAAAGCCUAGCAAUCCAACCCUCGAAGCCAAGGUCGAUGACAAGUAUCAGUACUCAUACGACAACAAGGAUAGUUUGGUGCACGGGUGGAUUAGCUCUCGUCCACACGUAGGGUUUUGGGUGAUAACUCCAAGUAAUGAAUUUCGUGCUGGUGGUCCAAUAAAAAAUGAUCUUACAUCUCAUGUUGGCCCAACUUCUUUAGCAAUAUUUUUCAGUGGUCAUUACGCUGGUUCUGAUUUCGGGAUUAGAUUACGAAAUGGAGAGCCGUGGAAAAAGGUGUUUGGCCCAAUUUUUAUAUAUCUCAACUCAGGAAUUUGGGCAGAUGCUAAAAAACAGAUGCAAAAAGAAACCCAAAAGUGGCCAUAUGACUUUCCACGUUCAGAAGAUUUCCCUCAUGCCAAUCAACGGGGUACCAUUAACGGUCGAUUAUUAGUCCGUGACAUGUACCUUAAUCCACAUUUCAUGCCUGCAAAAUCAGCAUAUGUGGGGUUAGCUCCACCGGGAGGUGUCGGAUCUUGGCAAACAGACACUAAGGGUUAUCAAUUUUGGAGUCAAACCGAUGAAAAUGGGUACUUCACAAUAAAAGCCAUUAGAGGAGGCAAAUAUAGCUUGAACGCUUGGGUCCCAGGAGCGAUGGGAGACUAUAAAUAUGAAACUGAUAUAGUCGUCAGACCAGGAAGCCAAAUUCAACUCGGCAAUCUUGUAUAUAAUCCUCCAAGAAAUGGUCCGACCCUAUGGGAAAUUGGAAUCCCUGAUCGUACUGCUACUGAGUUUUAUGUGCCUGAUCCAGCGCCUCAGUUCAGGAACCAUUUAUUUAUAAACCACACAGAGAAGUAUAGACAGUACGGUUUGUGGAAUCGAUAUACAGAUUUGUACCCUGAUAAAGAUCUAGUUUACACAGUAGGCAUCAGUGAUUACAGAAAAGAUUGGUUCUUUGCCCAUGUCAAUAGGAGAAUGAAUAAUGGCGACAAGUUUGAAGCAACCACAUGGCAAGUUUUGUUUGAUUUAAAAUAUGUGAGGAGGAGAGGAACUUAUACGCUCCAGAUAGCUCUAGCUUCUGCCAGUUAUGCUGAAAUACAAGUUCGGAUCAAUAACCCAAACGCAACGCAUCCUCAUUUCACUACGAGGUUGAUAGGUAGGGAUAACGCAAUUGCAAGACAUGGAAUUCAUGGAUUAUACUCGCUGUAUUCCGUCAAUGUAUCAGGAUCUCAACUCGUGCAUGGAAGAAAUACGAUAUAUCUAAAGCAAUCAAGAAGCGAAAAUCCUUUCAACGGUGUUAUGUAUGACUACAUUCGCUUUGAAGGGCCACCAAAAGCCAAUAACUAG
Fraxinus pennsylvanica is the source of this 2055-nucleotide messenger RNA. Lineage: Eukaryota; Viridiplantae; Streptophyta; Magnoliopsida; Lamiales; Oleaceae. The record is from the annotation of a GenBank genome assembly.